AUGGCCCGGAGCCCCGCUACCCUCUUGCUGCUGCUGCUUCUACCCCUGCUGACUCUGCCUCUGCUCCACGACUGGGCCUGGAGUGGGGCAGCUCGGCGCCGCUUUGAGUACAAAUUCAGCUUCAGGGGGCCGAGAUUGGCAAAGCUGGGCAAGGAGGUGCCCUUCUGGAGCCAUCACGGAGAUGCUAUUCCUGGCCUGGAGGAGGUGAGGUUGGUGCCAUCCAUGCGCAACAAGAGUGGAGCAGUUUGGACCCGAAACCGCAUCCCUUUUCUGAGCUGGGAGGUGGAGGUGGCCGUCCGUGUGUCGGGCCUGGGGCGCCUGGGGGCUGAUGGGAUGGCUAUUUGGUACUCGCAGGAGAGAGGCCAAACGGGCCCAGCCCUGGGCGGCCCUGCCCUCUGGGAGGGCAUCGGGAUCCUCUUGGACUCCUUUGACGAUGAUGCCCAGAACAACCCUGCCAUCCAGGUGGUGGCCGGCAACGGACGAAUCCCCUACGACCGGCUCAAGGAUGGAGGGGCCCAGGUCCUGGGUUCAUGUGUGCGUGAUUUCCGGAACCGGCUUCAUCCCUUCCGAGUCAAGAUCACCUACUGGGGAGAGAAAUUGCGGGUGUCCGUGAACAGUGGCUUCACAGCUCAUGGAGGCGUGGAUGACCUCUGCACCGAAGUGGCACCCCUCUUCUUAUCCCCCAGUGGUUUCUUCGGCGUCUCAGCUUCCACUAGUACCCUGGCAGAUGACCACGAUGUUCUGUCUUUCUCCACCUUCAGUCUAAGCAAGGCGGCCCCAGAGGCACCAGAUUCUUGGAUCCCUGAAGCUGAGCAGCACCGGUUACAGCAGCGCCUGGAGGAUUUGCAGAAGAAGCUGAUGAGCAGGAAGGACGCUUCAAAACUAGGCUUGACUUCCCCCAACCUGGGGGACAGAUCCUUCGAACAGGCGGUGACCUUGGAGAGACACAGCCGGAUCCUGCAGGAGCUGCAGAGCCUCUCGGAGAAGAUGACCCAGACAGCAGCAAAGUGGAAGCAGCAGCUGCCCUCCCUGGGCGGUCCAGGCAGGGAGGCAGCCCAGGGCCCCAGGGCCGGGGAUUGGAACUCUGUGGCCUCCAGUAUUCUUCUCAAGAGUCAAGAAGCUCUGCUCCAGGACUUACAAGAGAUGAGAGCGGCCGCUGCCCACAUAGCCUCCCGGGCUGAAGUCUUCUACCUCCCCGUGGGCACCGAGCACCAUUUCCCGGAUCUGGAGCAGAGCAUCUCACUGCUGCAGAUGGACGUUCAGAGUCUGCUCAACCUGCCGGUGAGGGGCCAGGGCUGUGGGGCUUAA
Molecule: messenger RNA, 1308 nt
Organism: Tachyglossus aculeatus (Australian echidna)
Lineage: Eukaryota; Metazoa; Chordata; Mammalia; Monotremata; Tachyglossidae
Gene: LMAN1L
Product: lectin, mannose binding 1 like
Exons: 11
Coding region: 1-1308 (435 amino acids)
Biological process (GO): endoplasmic reticulum to Golgi vesicle-mediated transport; Golgi organization; endoplasmic reticulum organization
Cellular component (GO): Golgi membrane; COPII-coated ER to Golgi transport vesicle; endoplasmic reticulum membrane
Molecular function (GO): D-mannose binding
Source: RefSeq, a predicted model, not a curated record